AUGAUGCAGGAGCUGGACACAGGUAAGUACUCCACAGGUUGGUGAAUGUAAAAGAGGCUUUAUUUAAUAUUAAAAAAUACUGAACAUACAGCUUACUAUGGUGAAUAAAUUACCUGUAUAAAACAAGUAUGUGGGUGGAGUAAAAUCCUCACUUGACACGUUUCGCUGAAGCUUUUUCGAAAGUGGGUAUCGUUUAGUGCAAGGACGGCUUUUUAAAUGUUCCAGUUCCUGGGUUGAGAGGUUGUUGUACUUUACUAGGAAGUGACGUAUGUGAAAGUUGUCCAGACGCCAUUUUAGGCAAGGGCAAUAGUCCAGUAUAUGUAUAAAGAUGCCAGAAUAAGUGAAUCUAUAGUUAAAGACUAUGUAGAUGGCAUCUAUUAAGUCUUUAAAUAAAUAAUGGCGAAGUAUGUAUUGACAGUCAAUUACCACUUAUACAUAUUGAUUUAUACAAUAAAUCGCCAUCUAUAUGUAUGAAUACAGAAAUUGGAAUUUAUAAAAUGGUAAUAUAAUAAUAUUAUAUAUAGUAAUUAAAAGAGAAUAUAAUGCAGAAAAAACAAUAUAUAUUUAAAACUAAUUAUAUUUAGAAAACAUUGGGGCUUAAGCACGGAACGAAGCAGACGCCUUUUCAGCAGCUCCGACGGCGCUCUGUACAAUCUGACAAUUAUCUUAAGAUACACAACCCAUCCAAUGACAUCCACACAAGCAUCAACACUCCAGCGACUCCCGAUGCACAUGCCGUUCUUUCCUAAUUUCGGACAGAGCCGGUGACAAAAAAAGCCUGCGGCCUACCAUCUCCCUACAUGCCUUGAAGACCUACUGGGGUACUUCCCCUUACAGCGCAAUUUGGACUGGAUCGCAGAAAAUAACCUAACUGCUGAUCGUCCCUCAACCAUCGGGAGACGCUCACAGAAACCUCCGCCAGGUACACCAAGUGAAUCCCAAGACAUUGGGGCUCUGAUGCAACGCCAGGCCCUGCCCAAAAUGGCGAUACCAGAGAACCAGGAGGCCUCUGCAUACUCUCAGACCCACACACCAGACUGCCCUCAAGCUCACAACCUGCCACAAGCACCAGAGCAAACCGCUGCAGGCUUCCCCUAUAUAUCAGCUCUGGCCACCAAGCAAGAUAUUAAAAAUCUCUUAAAUGAAUUCUGCCAAACGCUAGCCAUGGACAUAUCAGUCAUCCAGGCUGACUUACAGGUGGUUACAGACAGGGUGAGAGCCACUGAAGAGUACAUCAUAGAUGUGAGGUGGGAAGUGACCAAUGUGAAGGACUCCCUGCAAAAUGUCCAAAAAACACAACAAGCAUUCUCUACGCACCUUGCUACGCUGAAGGACCAUUCCAGACGUAAUAACCUGAAGAUAACCUGA
Pelobates cultripes (western spadefoot toad) is the source of this 1368-nucleotide messenger RNA. The record is from the annotation of a GenBank genome assembly. Lineage: Eukaryota; Metazoa; Chordata; Amphibia; Anura; Pelobatidae.